Molecule: messenger RNA, 1494 nt
Organism: Thyridium curvatum
Lineage: Eukaryota; Fungi; Ascomycota; Sordariomycetes; Thyridiales; Thyridiaceae
Exons: 1
Coding region: 1-1494 (497 amino acids)
Source: RefSeq, a predicted model, not a curated record
AUGAAGCUCAACACUACGCCUCGCUUGCUGGAGCUUGUCCUCCGCUCCCUAGAAGAGAUCAUUAAGCCCGAGCUCCAAACACCGGCCGCACGGGAAACCUUAUCACACAUAAUUAUCACGAUUAUCGACUUGCUCAAACGUGUCGGUCCCACUAAAAGGCUGCUCUACGACUGCGUGCGCCAGGGCGAGGAGCUGUAUAAAGAGAUCCUGAGUGAGCUCGAUGAGAAGAAUCCCGCAGAGGUGCGAGAAGUCGGCGCCGAAUCCUUUGAUGCCCUCGCUGCGCAUCAUGAGGAACUCACCGAGCGACUGACCAAGGCCUGCGAGAAGCUUUGUAUGGUUCACCCGACAAGCCCGGAGUCACUGGCACUACAAGAACAAGCUGCCCACUGGGAAUUGUCGUACUAUAGAGCAUUGCCAUCAGAGCUCCCCAACAAUCUCCCCUCUAACAGCAACUCAAACGCUAAAAGCGACGUUCUCUCGAAAGAAGCUUUUGAGCAUUUCAUGAUUGCUGAGCGGGGCCCGAUCAAAGUCACCCGGUUCGAAGUGCUGCCGGGCGGCUUUGGGAAAGAGACGUACAUGGCGACUAUUUUGCACCCGGGCGGGAGGAUUGAAGAGCUUGUCAUCCGCAAGGAUAGCCGGCACCCCAUUCAGCAGCAUCGAACGUUUCAAUUAGAGCUCGAGUUCCACUUGGUCUCAGCUGUCCACAAGGCUGGUUUUCCAAGCCAGAAGCCUCUGGAACUGGCCCUCAAUUUCCCCGGGGUCGAACAGACGUUUUACACGAUGCCACGAAGUGCUGGUAAAGCACCGGGUACCUGGCUCGAUGGGCACAAGGAGAAAAUCUCUGAAAAUAUUCUGCUUGAGAUGGCUGAGUUACUCGCAAAGCUGCACUCCAUCCCUUUGCAACACUUCACCGAGUUUCUCGAAAAGUACGAUACCCUCGACACCAUGACAGAAACGGUGGAAGAUCGGUAUCGACGGAACUUGCAAGGGUGGAAAGAAUACGUGCGAGAGGUUGAGCAUCCGCCGUCACCCGUGCUGGUCUGGAUGUUUAGUUGGCUCGACCAGAACAUCCCGGGCGAUAAGCGCAAGCCUGUACUGACCCACGGAGACUACGCCGUCCAUAACAUGCUGGCAACCGAGGAUGACAAGAUUGUUACCGUGCUUGACUGGGACUGCGCCGACUUUGGCGCACCGGAGCAGGAUAUUGCAUACGUGCGGCCGCAUAUCGAACCGCACAUGAACUUCGACAAGUUUCUGACUCACUACCGUGCAUGCGGGGGCAGGGAACUUGACGAGGACCAUAUGGCGUUUUACGGGGUGUGGUCGACACUCCGACUCGUAAUGGGUGGGCUAAGGGGGGCUUUGAAUCUACAGGAAGGGCUUACCCAUGAUUUGAGAUACAUACAGGUAGAGCAAGGCUUUCAUAGUGGCCUUAUGGGCUUAGCUUUGGCUCACGCUUCCAAGAUGCGCACUGUGGAUGCCGUGCAGAGGUGA